Pochonia chlamydosporia 170 is the source of this 1203-nucleotide messenger RNA. Its product is annotated as tRNA (uridine-2'-O-)-methyltransferase TRM7. NCBI's taxonomy places the organism in Eukaryota, Fungi, Ascomycota, Sordariomycetes, Hypocreales, Clavicipitaceae. The record is from RefSeq and is a predicted model, not a curated record. The transcript is spliced from 2 exons. Gene Ontology annotation, cellular component: cytoplasm. Bases 1 to 1203 code for a protein of 400 amino acids. Gene Ontology annotation, molecular function: tRNA methyltransferase activity. Gene Ontology annotation, biological process: cytoplasmic translation; tRNA methylation.
AUGGGCAAAUCCUCCAAAGACAAGCGCGACGCAUACUACCGUCUCGCCAAAGAACAAGGCUGGCGUGCCAGAAGCGCCUUUAAACUCCUCCAGCUCGACGAAGAGUUCAAUCUAUUCGCCAAUGUCUCCCGCGUAGUUGACCUCUGCGCCGCCCCAGGGUCCUGGUCCCAAGUCCUCUCCCGGGUGCUCAUCAAAAACGAGCAGUUCGGCCUAAAAUCAUGGCAGAACCAGGAAGCCCACCUCCGACGAUCCAUGCUGUCCGUCUUCCCUACCGCGAGCCCUCCGUCCAUCGAGCCCGCCAUCGCCGAGCAGCACGAGGCCUCCAAGCCGAGAGACGACGUGAAAAUCGUCUCCAUUGACCUGCAGCCGAUUUCUCCCCUCGCGGGCAUAACGACGCUACAGGCAGAUAUCACGCAUCCCGCUACGGUGCCGCUGCUGCUGAAGGCGCUGGACCCGGGGAGUGGCGAUGUGUCGGAGGGCAAGGCCUCGCACCCGGUGGACUUGGUGCUUAGUGACGGGGCGCCUGAUGUGACGGGGUUGCAUGACCUGGACAUCUACGUGCAGAGUCAGUUGCUGUUUGCGGCGCUGAACCUCGCGCUGUGUGUGUUGAAGCCGGGGGGCAAGUUUGUGGCCAAGAUAUUUAGGGGGAGGAACGUGGAUGUGCUGUAUGCGCAGCUCAAGAUCUUUUUUGAAAAGGUCGUGGUGGCGAAACCUAGGAGUUCGAGGGCGAGCAGUAUGGAGGCUUUUAUUGUGUGUUUGAACUUUAGGCCGCCUGUGGGAUUUCACGCCAGUUUGGAAGAGCCGCUGGGCGUGGGAGAGAGAUUGGACAACAUGGUCAAGGAGAGGGAGUUGCAAUUACCUGUGUUGGCUGAGAGUGUCAUGCAGAAUACGGAGACGGGAGCUUGGGAUUGCACUACAGAACUGGUUCUCUGCGGAUCAUCGAGUCACGGUUCUUCUGGCAUCACGGAACUGGAAGUAUACGACGAAGCGAACAACAUCGACUGGAAUGACCAAGGCAGCGGUAGAAACACUCGAUGGAUUGCGCCGUUUAUUGCUUGCGGAGAUCUAUCAGCUUUUGACUCCGAUGCAUCCUAUCUGCUCCCUGAGGACUAUGUCUCUCUGGACCCUGUGCAGCCUCCCAUCGCGCCACCAUACAAACGGGCCAUUGAACUGCGGGCUGCACAGUCAAAGGCCGUACGCUAA